This is a messenger RNA of Bactrocera tryoni, 2966 nucleotides long. Its product is annotated as transforming growth factor-beta-induced protein ig-h3. Gene Ontology annotation, biological process: cell adhesion; extracellular matrix organization. NCBI's taxonomy places the organism in Eukaryota, Metazoa, Arthropoda, Insecta, Diptera, Tephritidae. Gene Ontology annotation, molecular function: cell adhesion molecule binding. Bases 279 to 2711 code for a protein of 810 amino acids. The record is from RefSeq and is a predicted model, not a curated record. Gene Ontology annotation, cellular component: extracellular matrix. The transcript is spliced from 9 exons.
GUACUCAGUUAAUAUUGAACGGUGCUAUAGAGAACAACGUGUGAACUCAACAAAACUAAAACUGCGUUACUCGUUGACUACGAAACUUUGGGAUUUCAAAGUGAUCUGGAAAAAUAUUGCAGAAAGAAAUAUAUAUAGAAACGAAAAGCAAACUUUAUAGACUUGUGAGCAUUUCAAAAGAAAAUUGCAAACCAGUAUUUUGCAAGUAACUCUUGCUUUAUAAUUACGUGUCUAUUUUGGUGAACAUUUCACUUUUGGGUGAAAAUCGCUAGCAAAAGAUGUUGCGUGGUAGCUUUUUAGUGUUAACAUUACUCCUAACGCUUGGAUACCUGCGGGCGCUGCCAUAUUACGGCGAUAAUUUCGAUGAAGAAGCCGAAUUUGUGCCGCUCGAACAACAACAGCAGCAGGGACGUGCCGGUUCACCGCAUGUCAGAGAGAAACCAUUUGAUGUGGAUGUUGUGACCAGUGAGAUUAAUGGCGGCAAUCAAGGCCCUGGCGUGUUUUUCCAGCAAUCAUUCCCCUUCCUCGGAAAUGAUUUCUUUAAUUCGUUUGGUGGUUUUGGUUUCGGUGGUAUCCCACAGGAACACUGGUGGAAGGGCCCGAACGUCUGCACCGAAAAGGAAGAAAACGAAACCUCAGCCGAUUCGAAGCCCAAUGAUACUGAAGAGCUUGCACCUGGUGUCUCGGAGAGCGUCGAUGUAAGACCCAACAUAUUUGGACAGUUCCACAUUAGCCUUAACUCAUGUGUUGAGAAGCCAAAUAAACAUGUAUGCACACGGGUCGUUAACCAAAAUGGCAAAAAGAAGACAAUCACGAUAACACGUCAGUGCUGUCAUGGUUAUGGACGUCCACGUAAUGCUGACUUCGCAACACCAUGUGAAAAAAUGGAAAUCAAAGGCAUCGAUGCAACAGCAGCCGAUAUGGGAGCUAAAGAGUUCGUGGCAACUGCCAAGAACGUCGGCAUUAGCGAAGUCUUGAACAACAAAAACGUGACCAUCUUCAUGCCUGUGGAUGCGGCAUUCAAUAAUUACAUUGAUCAUUUGCAAAGCGAAAAUAACGCCGUUGAGCCAAAGGGUGAUGCUGCCAUGAUGAACUUAUACAAACGUCAUAUCGUUGAUGGCGAAGUCAGUUUGUACGAUCUUAAAAACGAUCAAUUGCUUAAGGCGCAAGAACCCAGUCAGUCCAUACGCAUUAAUGCUUUUGAAGUGCCAUUGGCUUUGGGUGGUGAACCUUACCGCUUUACAGCCAACUGUAUACCAAUUGUAAAACAUGAUAAACUAUCGGAACAGGGUUUGAUACACACUAUGGACGGUGUUAUGAAGGCAGUAACAAAGAAUGUUAUGGAUUUAAUACGCGAACGCCCCGAUAUGUCGAUUAUGCGCACCGUACUUGAGAACACCAAACUGAGUGAACUGCUGGAAGGCGAGAAACCAGUCACCAUCUUUGUGCCAACUGACGAUGCCUUCGAAAAGGUCGAUCCCCAACUACGUCGGGCACUUAAGGAGGGCAAGGGCUGUGGUGCAAAUAUUUUGAAAAAUCACAUAGUCGAUUUGACUUUCUGCUCCGUUGCCUCCAUACCUGGUGCCAAGACAACCGCCUAUAACUUGCUUGGUGAACCGAUGCGUUUCAAUCGCAGCGAAGCAUCCGUCGGCAAAUCAGAGGUCGCCGAUUUAGUGGGUGAACAGCCGGUGGUGAUCAAUAGCAUUGCGAAAAUCACUGAAGCAGACAUAAUGGGCACCAAUGGCGUGUUGCACGUAAUUGACACUAUUCUACCAACGGAAUCGGCAUUGCCACUAUCGACACUGAUGCAAGAGAAGAAUGUCACUAUCUUCAAGCGUUUGCUUGAGGCCGCUGGUUUGGUUGAUAAAUACGACGAUAUGGAUAAUGUGACUGUAUUCGCGCCAACCGACAAGGCAUUACAAGCCACCAAGUGGGCACAGAUUUUGGAAGAAUCACCAGAAUCGUUACGCAAUAAUGCGGAAUUAGUUGAAUUCCUCAAUUAUCAUUUUGCACAGCCGAUGACUAAGACCUGCGACUUGUCCGAUUCCAAUUUACCAACUAUUGCCGGUCCUGAGGUGCGCAUCAAUCUCUACUCCACACAUUCGCUCUUCUCCAAUGUUAUGAAUCGUGCAACGGUCAAUUGCGCACGUCUCGUGCACUUCGACGAUGAAAGCUGCGGUUCUGUGUUGCAUCAAGUGGACAAACCGCUGGUGGCACCAAAAAUGAAUCUGUUGCAAGUCUUGGAGUCCAAUCCCAUGUAUAGCAAAUUCCUCGAAUUGGUGCGCGCCGCUAACCUUACCAGCAUCUUAGCGAAUGCCAGUGAUAGCUACACUUUGCUCGUGCCCAAGAAUGAUGUGUUCGAAGAAGUCGCUGACUGGGAAACGACACUUACCAAAGAUAAGGCCGAAUUGGAGAAUCUGAUCAAGACACAUAUCGUGAAUGAUGUUGUCUGCUGUGCGGGUAUCAUACCGACAAACUGGCCGUUUGUGCGUUCGAUUGAGUCACUGAAUGGCGCACAUUUGCGCAUUACACGCGAACGUCGUCCGAAGAUUGAAAAUGCUGGCGUGACCAAGUGUGAUGCGAUCGCCACUAAUGGUAUUGUGCAUGAGAUCAAUGACAUUAUUGUUCCUCAAAGGCGUCAACAACAACAGCGACCACAACAACAGUUGUAUCGACCACAAGUGGAUACUUUUGGUGACUUAUUCUUCUAAAACACGAAUACUUUGUAACGACAGACAAACAUACGUACGUAAUUGUAAGCUGUCUGAUGUUUUAGAAUUGUAAAGCGCUUUUAGCACUAAUUAUAAACUAGAUUCGGUGCUUCUAGCCUGAAAUUGCGAUAUUUUUUAUUUGUGUAUUUAUUAAUUUAAUGAAAUUUCUCUAUAAUCUGAUCUAUACAUUCGAAUAUACAUACUAUAUGUCUUUUUUUUAAUAAAUUAAAAUAUAUUUAUAUGUAUUAAACCGAA